AGUAGAUUUGUUUCUCCGCAAGCAAAAGUAAACAAACAGCCUCCUGUGGGUUGCUCUCAGUGGCCUUUUCUUCGUUUGGUGCACUUUGUGCUCCAAAAAGUAUAAGUUUUGUCUUUUCUUUGCUGCUAAACCGUGACCAACAACCGUUUCUGACUCGUUCCUCACCAGCAAAGUCAUAAUUAUGGAGUCGAUGCAAAACAACAACCGAACAAAGUCCUGGACGGAUGACCUGAAAGUGUGCAACCAAACGGGAGUCGGUGAAGCGAUAAACCAAAUUUACAAAGACGAUGGGCGCCGCUGUGAAGGAUACGAAUCGCGUGAUAAGAAAUGCCUUUGCAUAUCAGACAGUAACACCUCGCUGUACGCCAUCCUAUCGGGGCACAAUGGUGUGACGGUAGCGGAAAAUGCGCUGCAAGAAAUGGCGGCAGAGUUGCUGCUCGGCCAGCUAAACGUUUGCAACACGGACGAGGCAGUCAAAGAGCUCAUACGCCAAUCGUUCAUGUCGGUGGAGAAGGGUUACUUCGAUUCGAUCAAUCCGCACGUGGCCACGAAGACCGCCAUUCAGCUGCACCUCUCGGCGGACGGCAUGAAUCAGUACGAAAUAUCGCAGCAAUUUGAAAAUGUGCUGCAAAAGCUUGACUCCCUUAACAACGCCCUCUCGGUGGGCAGCAGCGCGGUGCUGGCGCUAAUCCAUCGGUCCCAUCUGUACCUGGGCAACAUAGGCAACUGUCGGGCGCUGCUGUGCAAAACCGACGAACACGAUACGCUCACGGUAACGCAGCUCAGCGUUGACCACAAUCUGCUGAACGCGGAGGAAGCCGCCCGUCUCUUCCGGCUCGGACUGAUGGCACAAAACUUCGAGGGUGUUCCGCUGUACAGUACGCGCUGCAUUGGCAACUAUCUCGGUAAGGCGGGCUACAAAGAUUGCAACUUCCUGUCGAGUGCAACCGCAGAGCCAGUGAUUUUCGAACCGGAGAUUGUCGGUGGGAUACAGAUUACACCGGCCUGCCGGUUUCUCGUGCUAAUGUCGAGCGGGCUUUGUCGAGCAUUGCAUGAGAUUUUCCCGGGCGAUGCGUCCACCGGCAAUCGGGAGCUGGUGCGCAUGAUUUCGGAGGAGUUUCAAAACCAAUCGACGCUUGGCGGGGUUGCCCAAUCGGUUGUGCAUCGUAUAGUGCAGGCACAUCACGAUACGUACAUGCAGCUGGUCGAAGAGCAUCGCUCCGUUACGUUCAACAGCCGGGACGAUGUGACGCUACUGAUACGCAACUUUAACUACGCACUGCCGAAAGCGUUCGUGAACCGAAAGAACGGCGGUAAUCGAAGCCUUAACUCCACCACAUCGUUCAGCUCCACCAGCUCGGAUGCGACGCCGACGGAGGGAAACUAUUCGACCAUCCAUACCAACGUAUCGGUGACCAGUUCAAAUAUCACGCAACCGGGCAAUCAUUAUGAUCCCAACCGAAGAAUUCGAUCGCACGUGGAUUUUAGCGAUUUUUACCAACGCGUGGAGGAGGCUCGCAAACGCGGUGCCUUACCAUCGAACAUUGAGUUCGACUAGCGUGGCUGGCAGUGUGGCUGUAUGUUGAUUAUUUUAUUUGUAUGUACCAUAGUUGCAGUUAAUUCGAUUGCACGAUUAACGCUAAUGUUAUUGAUUGAAUGUUUAUGCGCAUGCAACAUAAUAAACCGGGAUAAAGAUG
Anopheles coluzzii is the source of this 1697-nucleotide messenger RNA. Its product is annotated as TGF-beta-activated kinase 1 and MAP3K7-binding protein 1-like. The record is from RefSeq and is a predicted model, not a curated record. NCBI's taxonomy places the organism in Eukaryota, Metazoa, Arthropoda, Insecta, Diptera, Culicidae. The transcript has 4 exons. Gene Ontology annotation, molecular function: protein serine/threonine phosphatase activity. Bases 182 to 1558 code for a protein of 458 amino acids. Gene Ontology annotation, biological process: protein dephosphorylation.